GGCAGUCGCGGGAGUAGAGCUUUGGCCCGGUUGCAGAUCUAAGAGAUAAUUUGGAUGUAACGCCGCCUGGAUUUGUUUGCUGCUUCUCGUUUGCUUGCUCGCUGGAUUAAUUGCAUUGGCUCGGGGAAUCUUGCUUUUUUCUUUUUUCUUUUUUUUUUUGAGGAAUUCUCUCAUCAUCGCUCCGGGGUUUUUUGCCUCGGGACUCGUGGCUGCCUCUGCCACAGCCACCUCCUUCUCUCUCAGGACGGAGGGACGCCUUGCUCCAGGCUCCGCCGACUUGGACUUCGGGAUCUCGGCUUCUCUGUUUCCGACUAGUUUGGGAGCUCCUUCCACUGUGGAUUACAGUUGCACCAUGACCUUGGAAGAAGUCGUGGCCUGCGAGAGUGCCGCUCAGAAGAUGCAGACGGUUAGCAAUGCAGUGGAGGAGCUGCUCGUAGCGGCGCAGCGCCAAGACCGCCUGACAGUGGGCGUGUAUGAGUCGGCUAAGCUGAUGAAUGUGGACCCAGACAGCGUGGUCCUUUGCCUCUUGGCUAUCGAUGAGGAUGAGGAGGAUGACAUCGCCUUGCAGAUCCAUUUCACGUUGAUUCAAGCAUUUUGCUGUGACAACGACAUAGAUAUAGUUCGGGUGUCUGGGAUGAGGAGGUUGGCCGAGCUGCUGGGGGAGCCGGGGCCCACGGAAGAGAGCGAGGAGUCCCGGGAUCUGCACUGCCUGCUGGUCACGAAUCCUCAUACUGACUCGUGGAAGAGCCAUGGACUGGUAGAAGUGGCUAGCUACUGUGAGGAAAGCCGAGAGAACAACCAGUGGCUCCCCAACAUCUCCCUCCAGGAGCGCUGAUAGCCUUCCCCAAACUUGAAAAAUUGCUGCCUUGCAGACACAUUUAAAAAAAAAAAACAACCCCCCCCUUCCCAAACCACACCAGAACCCAACCAUCAAGACCACUGUCGGGAAGAGGUGUAAGGGACAGAAUGUUCUUGCUGAAAUGGGGUGAAGAAACACCUGGAACCUCUGUCAGGCCCUAGUGGAGUCUGGGGUCAGGAAUGACAGAGCUGAGAGGUGGAACUGUGUCGGCCUCAGGAAGAUCCACCAGCCAGAGCGAGAAGGUGACAAUGGGGCUGUGGAACCCAGGGAUACCUGGAGUUCAGUGAUUGGGUCGGGGAAUUAGGAGGAAGACCUGCCUUUCCCCCACCACUAAGGGAUUAUGCAUGGAGGCAAGAUGGUCGGGCUGCCCCUUCGGCCAGCCACAAUGGCCUGUUAACUGUUGCAAAUGGGAGUUGGCAUUUGCAACCAAGACUUGAUGGUGGGAGGUCUAGAGAGACCUACUGAGACCGGGAGCCUGGGACAGGCUGCUGCUGCUGUGUAUGUAGGAGCUCCCAGUCUGCAAACAAUAUAUAUACAUCUAUUUUUAUGUUAUUGCACUAAUCGAGCCGUUUGAGAAGAGAAGACAAGUUUAUAUCAAUAUAUAUAUAUAUUUUUUUUUGUGUGUGUGUGUGUCUAAUGCUGGUUUGGUAAUAAAUUUCUGCACUCUCCGGC
Phascolarctos cinereus (koala) is the source of this 1531-nucleotide messenger RNA. It is a transcript of the gene GADD45B, whose product is annotated as growth arrest and DNA damage inducible beta. Gene Ontology annotation, biological process: regulation of cell cycle. NCBI's taxonomy places the organism in Eukaryota, Metazoa, Chordata, Mammalia, Diprotodontia, Phascolarctidae. The record is from RefSeq and is a predicted model, not a curated record. Gene Ontology annotation, cellular component: nucleus; cytoplasm.